Zeugodacus cucurbitae (melon fly) is the source of this 2627-nucleotide messenger RNA. It is a transcript of the gene SdhBL, whose product is annotated as succinate dehydrogenase [ubiquinone] iron-sulfur subunit, mitochondrial. Gene Ontology annotation, biological process: tricarboxylic acid cycle; respiratory electron transport chain; aerobic respiration. The transcript has a single exon. Gene Ontology annotation, cellular component: mitochondrial membrane. The coding region runs from base 1 to 927 and encodes 308 amino acids. Lineage: Eukaryota; Metazoa; Arthropoda; Insecta; Diptera; Tephritidae. Gene Ontology annotation, molecular function: 2 iron, 2 sulfur cluster binding; electron transfer activity. The record is from RefSeq and is a predicted model, not a curated record.
AUGAUACGCUGGCAAAUAUUAAGGAAUCUUUCCAAUAUCCGCUGGGUUACUAAAGGAUCGUGCAAUUAUAUUUCUGAAAAAUUAAAUAAAAAAGAAAACACACAUGCCAAAAACUUUUCUAAAAUAUCUGCAGUUAAAGAAACGAGUGUAACAAACGAGAAGAGCAAAACUGCCAUUAUAAAAACAAUCCAGAUCUAUCGCUGGGAGCCUGGAAAAAAACCUCGCCUGCAAACAUAUCAUAUAGACCUACAGAAGUGUGGAGUAAUGGUUCUUGAUGCUUUAAUAAAAAUUAAAAAUGAAAUCGAUCAAACAUUGACUUUUAGACGUUCAUGCCGUGAAGGAAUUUGUGGUUCAUGUGCUAUGAACAUUGGGGGUGUAAAUGCGUUGGCGUGUACGAGCAAAAUUGACCAAAAUCCUUCAAGACUAUUAAAAAUAUACCCAUUGCCGCAUAUGUAUGUCAUCCGGGAUCUUGUUCCUGAUUUAGGACAUUUUUAUGCUCAAUACAGUUCUAUUAAACCAUGGUUACAACGUAAGGAUACUAUCAAUGGAUCAAUAGGAAAAGCCCAGUAUUUACAGCACCUUGAUGAUCGCAAACAAUUAGAUGGACUAUAUGAAUGUAUCCUCUGUGCUUGUUGCACAUCGUCGUGCCCAUCCUAUUGGUGGAAUGGCGAUAGAUAUUUGGGACCCUAUGUUUUAAUGCAAGUCUAUCGAUGGGUUAUAGACUCCCGAGACAAUAUAACUGAAGAACGGUUAAAUCAGAUAAAUGAUCCAUACAGUAUUUAUCGUUGCCACACUAUUUUGAACUGCACUAAUACCUGCCCAAAAGGUCUUAAUCCUGGGAAAGCUAUCAUUAAGUUGAAGCAGUUAUUAUGUGGUUUGAAAUCGAAGCAGAAACCUCUGCUGGACACGAUCAAACUUCAGAAGUAGAUAACUAUUAUUGAAGUAAAAAUGUCCAUAUUCUCUUUUCAUCUACUGAUGAUAUUGAAAUAGAUAUUUCUAUGUUUGCUCAUCCAAUACUCUCAUCUCAUACGCUUUCCCAGAUUUUUUAAUUAACAUAUAGUUAAUUAUUUUAUGUUAUUUGAUUUCAUUUUGUGUGUAUGUACAUAUAUGUCUUAAUAAUUAUCUUACUAAACUUACAAAUUAAUUAAUUAACAAUUAAUCUAGGUAGGUGUGAAGUUAUCGCAGUCCUCAUAACAGGAUCAUUUCUUCUUUAAACAAUCCAUUCAGAAUUGUUGCUUCCAGAAUAUUAUCGGUAAAUUAAAAUGGUGUUAUAUGGGAAAUAUGCGAGUCCAGAAUGACAAAAUAUUAUUAUGUACUUAAUUUGAUAGAAAUAGUUGAAUAGUCGAGUUGCCGAUCGGACGAAUAAACAUUACGACUAAUAAUUGAAUAAAUAUAUUGUCCUAUCUAUCAAGUUGGUUCAAACUGCUCAGAAUGUGCAGUAGUUAGGAGAAUUUCGGACAAACAACGUGACUUGAAAUGGUUUCAUAUAUUAAUGGAGUCAUUGUAGCGGACGGUCACACUAUCUAAUUAUUUGUUAAGUAUAUAGACAGCGAGCCAAGAUUAGCUUGUCUUGGGUUUUUGAAAUUAAUUUAAAAAUAAUGCGAAUCUGAUAUUGAUUGUAUCACUAAAUCUGAUAAUAAAACGAAAAUAUUGAUUUCCUCUUAUUCACUACCUUCUGAAAUAAAAUAGUUAAUAGCAUGAAUAUCCAUUAACGAGUUAAUUUUGUUUGACAACCUCUAAUAUUUAACGCACAGAAUUACAGUAAUAAAUCUCUUUAAACUCUUAUAAAACGAAAUUCUGUUUUUUAGGAUUUAAUAAUGUUAUUACAACAGCAUACAAUAAUACCGUCAUAAUUUUUACGUACCUUUGAAACCCUACCUAAUGUUUUUACGUGGUUGAAUUAGUUAGGUAUAUCCAAUUUUAUUGCAUAAACAAAAAAGAACUAUGAAACCAUCACAUCGUCGACAUUUUUAUAGUUUAUUCAAACUUUUAGCAUGACUUUCAGUUUGAACAUUCAAACAGAUAUUAAUUUAAUGUACCAUAUUGUAUGCCCUUAACGAUGCAGGAAACUCCUUAUUCUGCAGCACGUACAAGAGCCUCUGCACAUUCAACAGCUAUGGCUGCUUCCGCUUUAGCCUAAAUAAGUAAUUUUAAAAGUAUUGAAUAUAUGUAUACUCAAGUAAUAUAAGACUAUAUGUAAACAUUUUCUUACUAAUUCACUGGAAGCAGAAUUUAAUUGUGAUUGAUAUUGUGAUAAAAGCUGUUUCGCUUCAGAAACGUCAAUAUCCUCCACCUUGUGUGCUUCUUCAGCCAAAACUUGAACAGAUGAAUCUUCAUUAACCGUUAUUGAGCCGCUAGAUACAAAAUAUUUCGAAGUUUUUCCAUCGUUUUCAAUGACCUGCACUACACCAGGCUUUAAAACGGCUGAAACACGAAAUUAUUUAUUCUAUAAAUUCGUUUUUGAUAGUUAAACUUACCUAAAGUGGGUACGUGUUUUGCAAGAAUGCCAAAACUUCCGCUAAAUGAAGGAACAUCAAUCUGGCGAACCUCUGAUUGAUCAUAAAAUGUUUGAUUAGCAGCUGCGAACGUAAGCUUCAUUUCAUCGGCGAAUCCACGCUUUUGCAUCA